GGCAUCCUGAGGUUUCCCUGGCUGACUCCUCCAAGGGGCUGUAGACAAUCAGUGCAUUGUCAGCAGGGGCUGCAGCAUGGAACAAGGGCACGUCCACACUGAGCGCCUCAGGUCCAGGCCUGUUGAGACAUUGCUGCAGAUGCUCCGAAAGACCUCAAGCUCCAGGGUACCCUGGUCCAACCAAACCACUCUAGUGGACGUGGCCCAGAACACGGCAACUAUCAUGGUGACUCCACUUCAGAGCAACCACAGCUGGGCCGUACUGUUUGACGGACAAAAUGGCUACAUCUGUUACCGACCGGCAGAGCACCAGGCCUGCUUCCUCCGUCUGAUGGAAGCCCAAGAUUGGGAGACCUUACGGCUGCUGGUGAACACUUCCAGGGCCCAAGAGUCCCAUGUACCUGGCCAAGACACCCACUAUAUUCAGGAGCUGCUGGCAGUUUUGGGGGGUCAUACUGUGGACCCUGCCCAAGCAGGAGCUUCGGUGCGACACCUUUGCAUGGACACUCCCAUCUACUGGGCCCAACGGGCAGAGGGGCCCCAGAGACAGCGGCUGAUCUACCUCUGCAUUGACAUCUGCUUCCCGAGCAACAUCUGUGUGUCUGUCUGCUUUUAUUACCUUCCAGACUAAGUCCCCUACUGACCUGCCUUUGGUCCCACAGGCCAGUCCUGUCCCCACAGGUCAGCAAGCUGGUCAGGUCACCAGCACCAAUAAAGGGCAGCUGACAGUAGGGACAAAUAAACCCAUAUUACCUGGC
Molecule: messenger RNA, 758 nt
Organism: Mesocricetus auratus (golden hamster)
Lineage: Eukaryota; Metazoa; Chordata; Mammalia; Rodentia; Cricetidae
Gene: Bricd5
Product: BRICHOS domain containing 5
Exons: 5
Coding region: 77-631 (184 amino acids)
Biological process (GO): regulation of cell population proliferation
Source: RefSeq, a predicted model, not a curated record